AUGAGCUACGUAAUCCUACUUUCUGGAGACCGGGCCAACUUCACUACGGUCUCCUUUGACGUUGAUCAAAAGAAGCUGGCCGUGACCGCAAAUUACCCAAGCCCAUUCAACGCGUCGUGGGUCGAGCCUUCGUCUUCGCUCGGAACCAUUGACCGGCUGAUCGGGCUAUCGGAAGGUAUUGAGUCUGGUGACUUGUAUACAUUCGAAAUCGACCACCAGCAAAAGACUUGUAAAAUCACGAGUCUGCAGACAACUCUAGGCGCGCCUGCCCACUUCAUCACCCUGCAGGACAGAUCUGCAGUGGCCUUGGGGACUUACCUAGGAGGCUCUGUUGCUCUGUAUCCCAUUUCAAUCACCGAAAUGGCGGGUCUGCUACUGGCAGACCAUCCGCGAACCGAAAUCUUUCCAGAAUUCCCCUACAAGGCCCUUGGUCAUGGUCCAAACGAGGGGCGACAACGGCAAUGCCACGUACACCAAGUUCUCGAGGAUAAAAGAGGCUUCCUCUAUGCUCCGGACCUAGGCGCAGAUCGCGUAUGGAUUCUCAAGCGGAAUCAGACGAAGCUCGACCUCUGUGGCUGGCUUCAGUGCCCUCCAGGAACCGGCGCUCGCCAUGCCGUCUUCGGCUCUGAAGAGAAAAUAAUGUACGUGAUCGGAGAGUUGUCGCAUACGGUCUUAGCCUUCGAUCUAUCCACGUCCCCCGAAGUGAACAUUCAGCCUAUUGAUGGCUUUGUACAUAACAUCAUCCCUCUCAAUGUUCAUCCUGACCAUCAUUUCAUGAUGGACUCUUCGGAGUUAUGUGUGAAUCCCAAAAUUCCGAACAUCUUGUACGCAAGCAACAGAUGGGAGAGACAUAUAAAGGAACGUCAGCCUAACCUCAAAACUGUCCCCGAGGUUCCUGACGGGGAUUCCAUCGCCAUCUUGUUGCUCUCGGCUGAUGGCAAGAAAUUGGAAGAAAUGCAGCAUGUCAGAACCAAGGUCGAUACUAUUCGUGGCAUGAGGCUCAGCGACGAUGGUAAGUAUGUCGUGGUGCUAGGGCAGGAAGGUGGCGGCAUCGAAGUGUAUGCGAUCACUGGAGAGAGAGGAGACAUUUGGAAUUUGGUGGCUGGCUUGGAUGAAGGGUUAGAAGGCGGUAUUAAGCAUGCUGUCUGGCUGUAA
Clonostachys byssicola is the source of this 1155-nucleotide messenger RNA. NCBI's taxonomy places the organism in Eukaryota, Fungi, Ascomycota, Sordariomycetes, Hypocreales, Bionectriaceae. The record is from the annotation of a GenBank genome assembly.